Chelonia mydas (Green sea turtle) is the source of this 1786-nucleotide messenger RNA. Its product is annotated as antigen-presenting glycoprotein CD1d2. Gene Ontology annotation, biological process: immune response; antigen processing and presentation, endogenous lipid antigen via MHC class Ib; antigen processing and presentation, exogenous lipid antigen via MHC class Ib. The record is from RefSeq and is a predicted model, not a curated record. Gene Ontology annotation, cellular component: external side of plasma membrane. NCBI's taxonomy places the organism in Eukaryota, Metazoa, Chordata, Testudines, Cheloniidae. Gene Ontology annotation, molecular function: exogenous lipid antigen binding; lipopeptide binding; endogenous lipid antigen binding.
AGGGGCUGGGCUGGGAGCAGUGGUACCCCAGGCUGGAGGAGAUGGAGGGGGCGUCACACGCACUGACCCGGGGACAGGGCCUGGUUCUGAUCUUGCGGUCGGGGAUCCCCCUCCCGCGCUGCCUCCGCUCCCCGACUCCCUCUGCCCUGAUUGGCUCGGGGCUGGCAGCUGCGGGGACGGAGCUGAGCAGAGACAGACAAAGAGAGAAGUUGGCAGAGAGGGGUGUGCCCUGGGUAGGAACCUACAGCAUGUGGGCGACUCUGGGCCCCUCGUCCCGCUGCCCUGACACCUGCCACAGCCUGGGUCCCGCUGCCCCUGCCAGGAUGCUGCUCCCUCUGCUGCUCCUCCCCUGGGCAUGGGGGGCCCGGGCCGCCUUCCCUCCUGUCCCCCCAGGGUUUGUCACCCUCCGGGUGCUCCUAACCUCCCGAUUCCACAACGCCAGCUCCGCGGACAUGGAGCUGAUGGCCCUGCUGGGCGACCUGGAGACCCACUCCCUGGACUGCAGCACCUGCCAGAUCCGCUUCCUGCAGCCCUGGGCCCAGCAGGGCCUGACCCCGAAGCAGUGGCAGGACGUGGAGCUGCUGAUCCAUCGCUCCCUGUCCGACUUCAUCCUCACAGUGACCAGAAUAGCUCAGCAGCAGGGAAUGGGCUACGCCCCUCCUCAUCCCCCUGCCCUUCCUGCUCCAGACCCCUUUGUUACCCAGGCCUCCCUCGGCUGCGAGCUGCACCCCAACGGCACCUCGAGGGGAUUCUAUGACGCUGCGGGGAACGGCGAGGGCGUCGUGAGCUUUGAGGUGGACGUGGGCACCUGGGUCGCUCGUUCGGAGGAUAAGCUGGCGCUCCACGCCCGGGACCUUCUCAACUGGGAUAAGAGCGCGUCCGCCAGGCUUCAGGUUUUUUUUAGAAUAACUUGCAUCUAUCUGCUCAGGACGUUUGUCGCGUACGGGAAAGAGUCUCUGGAGAGGCAAGAGCGGCCGGUCGCCGUGGUGUUUGCCCGAGCGCCUCCCCCAGCCGGGACCCCCGCGCCGUUACUGCUGGUUUGCCGGGUCACCGGUUUCUACCCCCGGCCCAUCCGCGUGGCCUGGCUGCAGGACGGGGAGGAGGUGGCGCCAGGCGGGCGGCUGAGCUCCAGCGGGAUCCUGCCCAACGCGGACCUCACCUACCAGCUGCGCAGCUCCCUGGCCGUGGAGCCGGGCGACGGGCACAGCUACGCCUGCCGGGUGGAGCACAGCAGCCUGGGGAGCCAGAGCCUGCUGAUCCCCUGGGAGCAGGGCAGGCGCUGGGUCCCUGGCCUGGCCGUGGGCAUCACCCUGGGGGCUCUGGCCGUAGCCGCCGUGGCCGUGGUGCUGUGGUGGAGCAGACACAGAGUCUACCAGGACGUUAGACCAGGAGAGUCCAGGGCUGAGGGCGGCACCGGCCCAGGCGUGGGCAUCGGCCAGUCUCCUGGGGACAUGGACCUUGGGGCUGGAUCCGUGCCUGGCUCCAGGGCUGAGGGCCCCGAGGGCAGGACUGGAUCGGGGCCCUGGGAGAUCGGGGCUCUGGGUGGGGGGUGGGAUUCUUCUCCUUCUGGGACGUUCAGGGGACGUUGGACAUUUGCGGGCACCAUGGGAUUGCUGGGAUCCAGGAUCUGCAGAAAGCCGGUGCUGGCCUGUGCCAUCCAAUAAACUUCUUCCAGGGUGGGGCUGUGACGAAGUGGGACUGUUCUUAAUGUUUCCUCUGAAUAGUGUGGGGGUGCCUCAGUUUCCCCUAGGCAGUUCUUAAGUAUCUAGGGGGUGGGUGUGACGAA